CUGGACCACCCACGCGCACGGCUCUUCGCCUCAGGGUCGGUGGGAAAUGCAGGGCCUGCCGGCGCUGCCGCCAGACGCAAAGACAUAUGACCGUGCGGGUCUUGGCCGCAUCGGCGGUCGGCGCUGAUGGACCUGCCGCUCAGCUUCUCAUCUGAGCAAGCGAUCCCGGCCUCGUGGACAGACCUUUCAUUCAUCGCCAAGGUACAACCCGCCCAAUGCAUCAGCACGAAAUCAUUGCCCUCCUGGAGCCCUACACCACCUGCGAUCUCUCCGAUGGGCUCGCCAAGCUCGGCAAAGUGGGCCAUCUCCCAGGACUCUCGCUCCUAUCGCCAGAGCCCGGACAUGCCCGGACAGCUCGCAUCUGCGGGCCUGCCUUCACCAUCGAGCAUCUCUUGGUAUCCGACAGCAGCGUCCCGCCAUACACCUCAGUCCAUCCCCUCGACUUGGUUCCUGUCGGCUCGGUCCUGGUGAUCAAAGCUCCGGCUGCUGCCCCGAAUGCUGUCUUUGGUGGGCUCAUGGCCACCCGAGCUCAACGUGCGGGAUCUAUGGGAGCCCUCGUCGAAGGCCGUAUCCGAGACUUGCGCGAAUUCUGGGAUCUUGGCUUCUCGGCCUGGGCGCUUGGACACUCGACCAUGGGCGCCGCCGGCUGGACAAGGCUUGCGAAGGUCGGAGAGCCUGUGCAGUUUGGCUCCGAGAGCAUGUGUCCUGUCUGGAUCCGCACUGGCGAUAUCAUCGUGGCCGAUGUCGAUGGGGCUGUACGGAUCCCGAUCGAAGAUGUCGAGCUCGUCGCUAAGGAGUGUGCAGCUCGCAUCGAAAUUGAUAGGAGAUGCAUGCGGGAUCUGACCGAAGGCAAGCCAUUUGCCGAGACGCUCGCCAAGCAUCGAUGAGCACACCGAUUUGGUGGUUGAGGAUAUGACGGCGAUAUGUUACUGAGGAUAUGGCAGCGAUAUGUAGUGCAGUUGGAUACGUUGUCGUGUUGUGGAACAUGAUGCGAUGGAACUGAAAAUGGCGUAAUAUUGUGCAGUACGGCGGGAACAAGUGGAAUUGAGUACGAUGCAGUAUCUUGAGGAACACGAGUGCGGGAGGGGUGGUGGUGUUCACGGAAUGCUGAGCAAAACCAAUCACAUAUCGUAUCUCUCAAUCGACAUCAUUCAGCCGGGUGAUCAGUCAACGUCAUAUGUAAAAGAGUCCCGUUGUCGAAUUGGGGUGAUUACUUUCGUCUGGAUCCCGAAUAUGCUUCCACCAUGGCCGGACAGUGUGUUCAAGGAGACUGGCCUUGUGGACAGCAGCAGCAGCGAAUCGGAGAUCGAGAUCAAAAGUCUACGCUGCAAGCGCGAAGCGAAUGUACGGGC
Messenger RNA from Polychytrium aggregatum, 1352 nucleotides. RefSeq names its product ribonuclease E inhibitor RraA/Dimethylmenaquinone methyltransferase. The transcript has 2 exons. Lineage: Eukaryota; Fungi; Chytridiomycota; Chytridiomycetes; Polychytriales. The record is from RefSeq and is a predicted model, not a curated record. The coding region runs from base 216 to 887 and encodes 223 amino acids.